This is a messenger RNA of Dichomitus squalens LYAD-421 SS1, 1413 nucleotides long. RefSeq lists its product as uncharacterized. Bases 1 to 1413 code for a protein of 470 amino acids. NCBI's taxonomy places the organism in Eukaryota, Fungi, Basidiomycota, Agaricomycetes, Polyporales, Polyporaceae. The transcript has a single exon. The record is from RefSeq and is a predicted model, not a curated record.
AUGGAAGCUCAAAGCUUCUCUCAAAACUCCCCGAUUCACAUCGACAUCGACGUCCAGUUUGCGAUACUCGAGCAUUUAGACGAAUCGCACACAAAAGACACCAUCGCUUCUUGCGCCAUGCUCAACCAUGAAUGGCUUUCCGUAUUUCGUCCUGCACUUUUUCGUUCCAUCACGGUGAAACCUCAUGCCGACAAACGUCUGUCAAGUUUCAUAGACUUCUUGCUCUCUCACCCCGACGUCGCUGCUUACAUACAAGAGCUGGUGCUCUCCGGAGAAGCCGCUCAAAGCCUGACCGAUCGCUAUAUCACAGUCAGAGAAUAUCAAGCUGUCUUGGCGACACUCUCUCAUCUCCGCAAGCUUCGACUCGUGUCGCUCGUCAUCGGCAACCAAUUCCUGAGUGCUACCCCUCAUCCGGAGAUGGAAGCCCUGCCCCAUGGACCGGUACGCCCUCUACAGUCUCUUCAUAUUGAUGACUGCGACUCCAUUGGAUCAUCCGAAUCGCCGACAUGGACUCACGAUCCCCGUCCGCUCCUCGACAUCCUAUGCGCAUCCCUCUCUAUCAACAACUUGACCAUCGACAACACAUGUGGCUCGAAUUUGUAUGACAAGCAGAGUACGCACCAUAUUCUGUCGGCCCUGAUCGAGCCGCAGCAUCGUCCGCAGUCGCCCACGGUCCACACGCUGGUGCUCAACUCGAUCCGACCUGCCACAGCGGCUAUAUUGCAUGCCUACCUUGCCUACACAGGCUCGCUCGAAGGCCCUCUAACAACCCUGCGCGUUGGUAGAUUCGGUUCUAGCAAGAGCUUUCCUCUGUUUUAUUUCCCCAUGCUCUGGGACACCCGCGCGCACCUCACCGAACUGCACUUAUGCGCAGCCGACGUUACCUGCGGUAUGUCUUCCAUCAGUUCAAAUGUCGCCUGCACUCAUCAAGUCAACCCCGAACGUUUUCCUGCCCCAGAUUUGACUCCAGGCCUGUAUCAAAGGACGAUUGACCACUUCGCGAGUCUUGUCGCACUACAAACGCUCGUCUUCUGGGUCUGCAGCUCCUUCGGACGACCAGGGAGCCAGCUCACGAUGUGCACCCCGCUACUCAAGCCCCCCAACCUCCGUACAUUGUCUUUCAAGCUGGAUCCCGGGGACGCGCUUGCGAUAGAGUUUCUAUCGCGUAUGGCCCGACUUCCCAGCCCUCAGGCUAGCCUGCUUUGGGGUGAGUUGGACGAGGCCCUACACGGGAUCAAGACCCUACGUGCAGCAGAGUUCGCCUUUUACAACAAAGGUCAACAUACACCCGCCGCGGGUGAGGAUCAUUUCGAGCCUUUCAGGAGGACGUUCGAGAGGUGUUUCCCAAUGACGCUGGAGAGGGGCAUCUUGCGGGUGCGACACAUGCCUGGGCAAUCGUAUGGGGAGUACUGA